This is a messenger RNA of Brassica oleracea var. oleracea, 3384 nucleotides long. RefSeq names its product phosphoinositide phosphatase SAC4. Gene Ontology annotation, cellular component: intracellular membrane-bounded organelle. NCBI's taxonomy places the organism in Eukaryota, Viridiplantae, Streptophyta, Magnoliopsida, Brassicales, Brassicaceae. The record is from RefSeq and is a predicted model, not a curated record. The transcript has 16 exons. Gene Ontology annotation, molecular function: phosphatidylinositol-3,5-bisphosphate 5-phosphatase activity. Gene Ontology annotation, biological process: phosphatidylinositol dephosphorylation. Bases 535 to 3021 code for a protein of 828 amino acids.
GUGGUAUGCGUCGGCUCUUUGUUUCUCGAUCCAAUCUUCUCCUUCCUUCUCUCGACCGAAACAAAAGAGAACACAACACAGAGCUGAAUCAUAUCAUCAUCAUCAUCUCUCUGAUCUCUCCCUCUCUACAUCAUAAAAACCCCUUUCUCUUGUACAAUUCUUCGUCUAAAUCUCUUAAUUCUCCGAAUCUGAGCUUCCUUCUUCGUUUUUCUUUUGAGAUUUUCGAGCUGGCGAUCUCAUUGAUCGGAGCUGCCUUACCUAUAUCCCUUGAAAAAAAAGCUCGCAUUUUUUUUUUUAGAUUCGAGAGCAACAGAAGAAUCUCAGUAGAGAAUCUGCGUCUCUGCUGCUAGAUUGUUUGUAAGUCCCAAGGUUUGAUUUGGUUUGUUUGUUUCUUUCUCUUUCUUUCUCCUCUGAGAAAGUUCGAAAUUGGUGAAUGUUCCGGCGAGAGAGAUUGUUUGUUCCGGCGGCUUUGGCUUAGAUCUGUAAGUCAAAAGGUCACUGUCGAAAGGAAACGAGUUAAUCUGGGAAUCAGCUAUGACGACCUCAUCCUCAUCAAUGGAGAAUGGAGGAGGCUCAUCCUCCUCUGGAUCAUCUUCCCUUCAUGGCUGUAUGCAAGAGUUCAAGCUCUUCCAGACUCAUUCCAAUUUCUAUAUGAUUGGUUGGAAUGGUAGUGGAGUCCAUAGAGUACUCAAGAUAGACCGUCUUGAUGCGUCAGAGCUUAAUGUCAGUGAGGACUCUACUGCUUAUACCAAAAAAGAGUGCUACGAGUUGCUAAAGCGGAUACACGAAGGAAACAAGGCCACAGGCGGACUGAAACGUGUUGCUGUCUGUUAUGGCAUCAUUGGAUUCAUUAAGUUUUUGGGACCAUAUUACAUGCUGGUUAUUACUGAAAGAAGAGAGAUCGGUGAAAUUUGUGGUCACCGCGUGUAUGAAGUGUCAAAGAGUGAGAUGAUUUCAUUGCAGCAUUCUAGCGUGCUUUCAAACUUUGCGAAUUCAAGAGACGAGAACAGGUACAAGAGGCUGCUGAGUAUGGUGGACCUUACGAAAGACUUCUUUUUCAGCUAUUCUUACAAUAUAAUGCGAAGUUUCCAGAAGAAUGUGUGCGACCAUGAGAGUGGUGGUACUCUCUAUAAGAAAAUGUUUGUGUGGAACGAGUUCUUGACUCGAGGAAUUCGACAUCAUCUUCGGAAUACUGUGUGGACUGUAGCAUUGGUGUAUGGUUUCUUUAAGCAGACAACUCUUUCUGAAGCUGGACGGAAUUUCAAACUCACUCUUAUUGCUAGGCGUUCCCGCCAUAACGCUGGAACCAGGUACUUGAAACGAGGAAUAAACGAAAGUGGCAAUGUCGCUAAUGAUGUCGAAACAGAGCAGAUAGUGUCUGAGGACGUUCCUGAAGACAACCCCAUGCAAAUAAGUUCUGUUGUGCAGAACCGUGGCUCAAUUCCUCUGUUCUGGUCACAGGAAACCUCACGGAUGAUUCUUAAACCGGAUAUUGUAUUGUCAAAAAAGGACCUGAACUAUGAGGCAACUAGACUUCACUUUGAAAACCUUGUGGAGCGAUAUGGAACCCCCAUCAUUAUUCUGAACUUGAUCAAGACAAAAGAGAGGAGACCCAGGGAGUCGAUUCUCCGGGCAGAGUUUGCCAAUGCAAUUGACUUUAUAAACAAAGAUCUGCCUGAAGAAAAUCGUAUAAGAUUCCUUCAUUGGGACUUGCACAAACAUUUCCAGAGCAAAACAGCAAAUGUCUUGGCACUUCUUGGCAAAGUGGCUGCAUGUGCUUUGAUGCUAACAGGUUUCUUUUAUUAUCAAGUUACCCCAGCAAUGAAGCUCGAUGGUGGUAUGAGCUUGUCUUCUUCUGAUGCCGACAUGUCUACACAUAAUAGCUCUGAUGAUGAUAGUGGGGAAUAUGAUUCCCUAGAGAAGAAUCUUCCCCCAAGUAAGAAUGUUGCUAAUGGCGAUUAUGAUAAGCCUGGCAUGCUUCAGAGGGGCGUGCUGAGGACCAAUUGCAUAGAUUGUCUUGAUCGUACAAAUGUUGCUCAAUAUGCAUAUGGUUGGGCUGCUCUAGGACAGCAGCUCCAUGCUCUGGGAAUUAGAGAUGUUCCAACAAUAGAACUUGAUGAUCGUUUGUCUAGUGCUUUAAUGGGGUUAUAUGAAAGAAUGGGAGAUACGCUAGCUUACCAAUAUGGUGGAUCUGCUGCCCACAAUAAGGUUUUCAGUGAGAGAAGAGGCCAGUGGAGAGCAGCAACCCAGUCACAAGAGUUCUUGAGAACCCUGCAACGUUAUUAUAAUAAUGCAUAUAUGGAUGCGGAUAAACAAGACGCCAUUAAUAUAUUUCUUGGUACAUUCCAGCCUGAAAACGGGAGGCAGGCGAUUUGGGAGUUGCGUUCGGAUUUCCGCUCUAAUGGACAAAAUGGAGAGAUAAGCAUAGAGGAAGAUGAAAGGUUUCUUGUGAAGAGGUGCUUAUCGGAUGGUAAUAUUCUGCAUGAAAGUCGCACACCGAUGUCCGCAAUGAGUAGCAAGCAUGAAAGCAUAUCACAUAAAGGCUUCGUGUCUUCACGCCAAGUGAAUCAUGUAACUUCAGAGUCAUCACCAGAUAUGCCAGCUGCUGGGGAUGUAUCAUUAUCGAGGUGUACUCCGUCAAUGCCUAGCACACAUUUUUUUGGAGAUGCGAAGAAGAUUCAACAUAAUGGUAGUAGCUCCUAUUACUUGUCCGAGCAGGAAGACAUGUCUAGUGUCUCAAAUUUUGUUGAUGUCGAGUGGCUUUCCUCUUCGGAAAAUCUAUGCGAGAACGAUCAGUUGUACAGGCCGUCACCGCUCACAAGCUAUUCAACCGCGGAAGUGUCAUCAUCAGAGAAUAUCAUCAGUGAAGUAAAACAGUCAACGCCUGCUAUAAGCGAGAACGGAUCAAGCAGCAGGAAGGGAAAAGAACCUAUGGAAGGCGAACCAUCCACAAAGAUUCACGAUGAUUUUACUGAUAGCUUCAAACAAUGGGUAGCAUACGGAGAAGCCCUCUGCCAUUGAAGCUCUUUCAACUUUCCAUUUCCAACAAGAACCAUACUUAUGGACAUUUGGAUAUUACGGUGCAAACAUGGAGAAGGGACUGGUAGAAAGAUUCACAGUACCACAUAUUUGAAACUUCACGGUGAUGACCAAACGGUCAAAUGAGGUAUUAUACAUUAUAAAGAGGAGCAAAUAAAAAAGUAGCUGAGAGGUUUGAGUUUAGGGAAAUUCUCAUCUUUGUGGAGAGAAACUUAUGAUAUUCUGAGACUUUUGUUAGGAUCUUUUAUUGUUCUCUGGUUUGUAGUCUACUGUAAAUAUAUGUUUGGUUUAUUGAUCCAUCAUGUAACUUCUUUUCUAUGGGUAAAAAAGUCAUUUCUUCUACCA